GAAUCGGCCCCUCCAAACCACCUUGAACUGAAUACAACUUAGGGUAACGCUCGUUAGGUUACUCAAAAUAUUGUUAUUGUUAUUAUUUAUUAUUCUUGAUUCAACUUGACUGGUCCUAGGAUUCUCCCUAUCAAAUUGAUUCUGUUCUUCGCAAAAUUUCCGUCUUGGUACAUCCUUCAAAAUGGCGACGGCCACAAUGACCAUGCCGCCACCAUCCAAACCCAAGGCGAACCCGAAGCUUGCUCCAGAGAAUGAACGAUAUAUGCGAGCUUGUUCCGAUAUUGCUAAUGUCCUUAUUCGAGAAUAUGAAACCCAAACAGAUCCCACGAAACCAAAGAAAGACCUUAAUCUCAACAGGCUGCGCAACCAGAUUGCGAAAAAGCAUUGCUUGGCCAAUCUGCCGCCUUUGACGGCGAUUAUCGCUGCUGUUCCAGAGCAUUACAAGAAGUAUAUCCUUCCCAAAUUGAUUGCGAAGCCGAUCAGAACGUCUUCUGGUAUCGCCGUUGUAGCUGUGAUGAGCAAACCCCACCGUUGUCCACAUAUCGCAUACACUGGGAAUAUAUGCGUCUACUGCCCUGGUGGACCUGACUCCGACUUCGAGUAUUCAACCCAGUCCUAUACUGGGUAUGAGCCCACGUCAAUGCGUGCGAUCCGAGCGCGUUACGACCCAUUUGAGCAAGCCAGAGGACGGGUGGACCAGAUCAAGGCCCUUGGGCACAGUGUCGACAAAGUGGAAUAUAUUAUUAUGGGUGGGACUUUCAUGUCGUUACCAGAAGACUAUCGCGAACCGUUCAUUGCCCAACUCCACAAUGCUUUGAGUGGAUACCAGACAGACAACGUCGACGAAGCAGUCCAGGCUGGUGAGAUGAGCAACGUGAAGUGCGUUGGUAUCACAAUUGAGACCCGGCCUGACUAUUGUUUGGAUACACACCUGAGCAGCAUGCUCCGGUAUGGGUGUACACGACUUGAGAUUGGCGUUCAAAGCUUGUACGAAGAUGUCGCUAGGGACACGAAUCGAGGCCACACUGUUGCUGCAGUCGCGGAAACAUUCAAACUUGCUAAAGACGCCGGCUUCAAAGUUGUCAGCCACAUGAUGCCAGACUUGCCCAACGUUGGGAUGGAGCGUGACCUGUUCCAGUUUCAGGAAUACUUCGAGAACCCAGCUUUUCGAACAGAUGGUCUUAAAAUCUACCCCACUCUAGUUAUUCGUGGCACUGGUCUCUACGAGUUAUGGAGGACUGGUCGCUAUAAGAACUAUACUCCCAAUGCUCUGGUUGACCUCGUGGCUCGUAUUCUUGCCCUAGUCCCUCCUUGGACUCGUAUCUAUCGUGUCCAACGAGAUAUUCCGAUGCCAUUGGUUACUUCGGGCGUAGAAAACGGCAAUUUGCGUGAACUCGCCCUGGCUAGAAUGAAGGACUUCGGUACAACAUGUCGGGACGUCCGUACACGCGAAGUUGGAAUUAACGAAGUCAAGAACAAAAUUCGCCCAUCCCAGGUCGAACUUAUUCGACGCGAUUACGCAGCUAAUGGAGGAUGGGAGACCUUCCUCGCUUAUGAAGAUCCCAAGCAAGACAUUUUAAUUGGCUUAUUGCGGCUGCGAAAGUGCAGCCCUACACACACGUUCCGCCCUGAAUUUACCGGCCAACAAACCAGUAUCGUGCGUGAGCUCCAUGUGUAUGGUUCUGCCGUGCCAUUGCAUGGACGUGAUCCGCGCAAGUUCCAGCACCGCGGUUUUGGAACACUGUUAAUGGAAGAAGCAGAGCGCAUCGCUCGAGAGGAACAUAGAAGUCAGAAGAUCAGUGUCAUUUCUGGCGUUGGCGUUCGCAGUUAUUACGCGCGUCUAGGCUAUACUUUAGAUGGCCCUUAUAUGUCCAAGCUGCUGGACCCUCUUGAUGACGAAGAAUCAUAAUGGCCAUCCCUGGAUAGCAUCUGCUGGUAUGAUUAUGACGAUGGACAAACAAUAUCCCACGAAAAGUUUUACUGAUUGGUAAGGAUUACGGCAUUGGCGUUCUGAGUGGCGGCUGUUUCUGCAUUCGAGAGUUACAGUCU
This is a messenger RNA of Aspergillus alliaceus, 2049 nucleotides long. Its product is annotated as Elongator subunit ELP3. The coding region runs from base 182 to 1909 and encodes 575 amino acids. NCBI's taxonomy places the organism in Eukaryota, Fungi, Ascomycota, Eurotiomycetes, Eurotiales, Aspergillaceae. The record is from RefSeq and is a predicted model, not a curated record. Gene Ontology annotation, molecular function: iron-sulfur cluster binding; acyltransferase activity, transferring groups other than amino-acyl groups. The transcript is spliced from 2 exons. Gene Ontology annotation, biological process: tRNA wobble base 5-methoxycarbonylmethyl-2-thiouridinylation. Gene Ontology annotation, cellular component: nucleus; elongator holoenzyme complex; cytoplasm.